Molecule: messenger RNA, 201 nt
Organism: Podarcis lilfordi (Lilford's wall lizard)
Lineage: Eukaryota; Metazoa; Chordata; Lepidosauria; Squamata; Lacertidae
Source: the annotation of a GenBank genome assembly
AUGUCCGGCCAGGAACAGCAACAGAAGAAGCACUCCAGUGUGCCCCCUGUGGUCCACCACCCACCACCCCAGCAGAAGCCGCCAUGCUGUGGCACGGAGACCCAUCACGUUGCCAAGCCCCCCAGUUGCGGAAAGCCCAAGCCGGACCAGCACCACCAGCAGCAGGAGGAACAGAAGCCCAAGCACAAGAGCUGCCACUAA